AUGGCUAUAGACAUAUUCUGGGCCCUUUUGGCUAUACCCUACGGCUGUGUCCUCAAGAUGUGUACCGGCCCUAUGCCACCUGCUCCCAGCCAUCUCAGCCUCAUCCACCGCCUGGGGUUCUACCUGUGUCACCCCGUCUAUAAACAGACGCUCUUAGGAGUCUUUGUAUUCGUGAUGCUCGAGAGUGUUCUCAUCGCGAUCGAAUUUGGAUCACCCUGUAUAUACUGGCCACACCCGAGUCUGAGGCCUCUUCUGGACUUACUGACUUGUAUCGCGGCCAUCGCAGUUGUUUGUCUCUUUGCUACGGUAUAUGGCAGGCGCGGAUCCCCCGAGGCUGAGGCUCGCCAGGCUGAGGAGAUAAACGAUCUCUAUCUUACUUUCGUGCAGUACUAUUGGCACUAA
Molecule: messenger RNA, 402 nt
Organism: Fusarium verticillioides 7600
Lineage: Eukaryota; Fungi; Ascomycota; Sordariomycetes; Hypocreales; Nectriaceae
Exons: 1
Coding region: 1-402 (133 amino acids)
Source: RefSeq, a predicted model, not a curated record